UUCGUUGUGAAAUGUACUUGUGAUAGUUAUAACUUCCUCCUUUGAAUGAUAGACUGAAGUUUAUACGAUAAUGUAAAAUAAGAAAACAUGAUUUAAUCACUUUUUAUUUCAUUCACAGUUGUCUUGUUGGAUGGUCACAAGGCGGGAGUUUGAUUUUUGCAACUAGUUGGCGGACUAACAAUGGCAGAAGGAGGCACCGAUCGCAGCAUGCCAGAAACCGAACGGGUUCCAUUACACGGAAGCCUGUACAGCCGUCACUCUCGGAAUCAUGUUGAAGGUGUGUCCGUGGAAGUCUGUAAUAUAAUGACCCGGCUGGGAUACGGGGAGGAGAUUAGGCAAAGACGUGUGGAGAAGUACAGAGAAUAUGAUAUGAUGUGUAACGAAUUAGAGAAACAUUUAAUGAUAAAAGGUAUAACAUUCAUUACAGUUGGCAGCAAAGGCGAAGGGCUGACCUGCUUGCAAGAAAGCGACCAUGAUAAAUUAUUGGUGCUAAACCGUUUCCUCUGUGUGGAACCUGGAGUCGACAUACACACUAUACCAGACGACAUACAAGUGUACAGAAUGGAUACACGUGUAUACCCAGGUCACUGUUUGAUGUUACUGGAGAGACCUACUUCCACAGGAUUUACUUUUUGUAAUAAUGCUCAGUGUGAUGACGGGAAAGGGAACGUACUGUUAAGCAGCAGCCUAUUUCUACAUGAAAUGUCAAAAAGUACAACUGAUAUAAACUAUGUAAUUCCACUUGAACGCGCGGGGCCCUCACUUCCGGGGUUAGGAAAAAAUGGAACUCAUAUUGACAUGGUGUGGGCAUUACGCUGUCAAUGCCCCGGCAUCCUAAAGAGAUGGGCUGAACGACCUCGACAUUGGCCGCCAUCGAAUGUGGUGCAGAAAGUUGUAUCAUUUGGCUCUGUUGUUACCCCUGUAGGAUUUAAAGGCAGCGAAAACAAUUUUUUAGAGUGGAGGAUUUGCUUUAACGUGGGUGAAAUAGAACUCGUUAGUAAUCUUAAUGACACUCAGGCAAAAUUGUAUGUUAUUCUAAAAAUGAUCUUAAAAGAGGUAGUGAAACCAAACAAAAAAGAAAUAACAUCCUUUGUGCUGAAAAAUAUCAUAUUUUGGCAAGCUGAAAACAAUACACUCGAGUUGUUUCAAAAAAGGAAUUUGAUUCAUUGGUUACAUGACGCUCUGGGAACACUCAGAACUGUAAUAUCCUGUAAACAGCUCCAAUACUACAUGAUCCCGGAGCGAAAUCUGAUGGCAGCGUGUAGGUUGCAGGCUGAGCAGCGACUUCAAUGGGUAGCAGAUAUCACGGACAUGAUGGAGGAAGGACCGAGGGUGAUACUGCGAUUGUCGAAGAUUCGACGGGCCAUUAUCUGUCAUCCAGAGCCGAUGUUGUCGUUCAGUGCGAUAAGGACUGAGCUGGAGAUGCUGCAUCUGGAACAGAUGAUCAGAUCUAUGAACGGAUUGGUGGAUCGGUCGGAUGUUAUCCUGAAGAAGAUAUUGCGACGACAGACCGAUAUAAUGGAAAACGUCACUUUACUGAUGUUUUGAAGGCAGCUAUAUUGAUUUUGAUAACCCAAAUUAUAUAUACAACCGAAUUCUGAUGUAAUCAUGAAUUGAAAUUAUAUCUCAUUUGCUUACUCGUGUAAAAAAAGCUCUGUUUGAUAUAAAAUUUCAUAAAUAUUUUUAUUUUAUAAACAUGGAAAAGCUGGCAUAAAGGAACGUUCAUUUGUCAGCGGAGAAACAUGCCUUAAUUGCACAUGACAACAAGAGUUCCUUAUUUAUCUUUGAAUAGUCUGUUCCUGUUCCUUAUAUACCUGUUUGAUCUUUAAAUUUGGUUGGCUGGUAUUAAGGUUUUAACACUCGAAUAGGAUGUUUUUAUUUUCUGUUCUCCCUCUACAUAUUCCUUAGUUUUAUGGUAAUCUGCAUCCAACAUCAAAGUUAUAAAAAAAAUUACCUCAAAUUAUAGUUUGUAAUUUUAAGUUGUGAAGUUCGUAACAAUUUAUUCACAAAUUUCACCCUUUUUAAUCUAAAUAUUUAUCAAACAGCAUUUUUGUACUAUGCAUUUAUAAAGUAAUGCAUAAAAUAUACACAUGUAACAGUGUAUAACAAUUAAGCAAAUGAAUAAAAAAAAAAUAGACAUUCAUAUGAUGCCAUCAUCCUUCGGAAAACCAGAAAAAAAACAAUCUCUAGUCACAAGUCUUUUUUUUCAAAUAAUUGUUUUUUUAAAAAGGCCGUUGGAAAAUAAAUAUUUGAACAUAGAAAUUGUCUUCUCUGUAUCUUAUAAUGAAAAAUAUAAAAAAUAGCGGCUGUUCCGUAGUGUGAUAUUGUUCGAAAGCAAGUCUCUUAUUUAAUUGAAGACACACGUCUCAACGUAGUUUUAAUUUGUUUUAAUAUUCGAACUAAGAUAAUAUUUUCAAUAUACAAUGGUUUAAAUUAUUAUCUAGCCAAAUCUUCCUAACAACUGAUUGUGCGUGAAUUCAAUCAUCUUAUAUAGCUUGACAGUGACAGACAAGAACGGAAAUUUGACACAUAUACUGCGUCGCAAUUUAACAUACCCAGUUACUAUCUGAUUUGCUUACACAAUCAAUAUGUCUGCCUGUGGUCUAGUUUAGAGGAAAUGCAACGACAUUAUUUUAUGGCGACGACAUUAAAUGGCAUUUCAACCUCCGAUGGAAGGAAAUAGUAAUGUUUAAUCGUCGGUCAUGCGAUAUACAUGUGUUCUAACCUAACAUUGUUUAUUUUAAAUAAACUUACUUUUGAUAAGAAAUUAAGAAAAUAGUUUGUUUUAAUUUAUAACAAAAGAUGUAUUUAUUAUUUUCAAAAUUAAAUUAUUUAUACAUACUAAUGUACUAUGGACUAUUAUUUUUAUUAUAAGGUUAAAUUCUUAACAAUAAAACAUCUAUACAUAAUUUCUAAAAUUCAAUUUUUAUAUUUAUGUAUAACGAUGUUCAGUGGUCAUUACGUUACACGUCACCGUAAAGAUGUUAAGUUCCUGCUUCCCACACUAGUGUACCCACGUUGACCAGAAACGCCAUAAUGCUUUUUUUGCCCAAUCAGAAUCAAUCUUGAACAUUAUUGCUCGAUUUUUAAAAAAGGCAAAUGCCUCAUUAUUUAUGCGAUUAAAAGAAACACCCACCGCCAUCCCUUCUCCGCCAUAAGCUUGAUUCGUGUACUUUUUGUUUUUAUAUGUGUUGCUAUAUAGCAUGUUCAUAUUGUUUUGUUUUGCCAUAAUUCGUCUUACAGUUA
Molecule: messenger RNA, 3246 nt
Organism: Dreissena polymorpha
Lineage: Eukaryota; Metazoa; Mollusca; Bivalvia; Myida; Dreissenidae
Exons: 3
Coding region: 181-1548 (455 amino acids)
Source: RefSeq, a predicted model, not a curated record